UGUGGUAUACUUCCGCCGAGUUGUUUAGGUUGAGUUGCUGCUAAAAUGUCAAGUUUGUGAACAAUGUCUCGAAGUUUAACACCCACUCAGCAGAAGAUUGCUGAAAAGCUCUCAAUACUAAAUGACAGGUGCUCCGGGAUCCUAACAAGGAUCUACAACAUCAAGAAGGCAUGCGGAGAUGCGAAAUCCAAACCAGCUUUUCUCUCUGACAAGAGUCUUGAAUCAUGUAUCAAGCACAUUGUUAGAAAAUUUCCCAACAUCGACAGCAAGUCGUUACAAGCACUAACUAAUGUGCGGACAGACAUCAUGAAGUCUCUCUCCCUUUACUACUACACAUUUGUUGAUCUUCUGGAUUUGAAGGACCAUGUAUCUGAACUUUUAACUGUUAUGGAUGCCUUAGGGAUGUCAGAGUCACUUGAUAUUAAUGUGAAUUUUGAACUAACUAAAGGAUAUUUGGAUCUUGUAACCAACUAUGUCACUUUGAUGAUUCUUUUAUCUCGUGUGGAAGAUCGUAAGGCUGUGUUGGGGCUCUUCAAUGCUGCUCAUGAGAUGGUCAACAAUCAGGGAGACCCAAGUUUUCCACGUCUUGGUCAAAUGAUAAUGGAUUAUGAAAGUCCAUUAAAGAAGUUGAAUGAAGAAUUCGUACCCCAUGCUAAACUCUUAUCUGUUGCUCUUAGCUCACUCUGGGUGCUUUACCCACGCAGAAAUCUGAGAGCUGAGCAGUGGAGGGCAGCACAGAUGUUAAGUUUAGUUAGUACACCUAGUCAGCUUCUUAACCCUGCACAAACUGAUGUGAUGCCAUGCGAGUAUCUCUCUCUUGAUGCCAUGGAGCGAUGGAUUAUCUUGGGCUAUAUGCUCAUACCUCAGACACUUCAGAAGUCUCAGGCCCAUGAGUGCUGGACACAGGCACUGCAUACAGGCUGGGCAAUUACGUUGUUCAGAGAUGAAGUACUGCAUCCACAUUCCUACUUCCAGUCAUUCCUCGAGACUAAAAAAGAGCUGAGCAAGCGUAUAUCAGAUGUGAAGGAGGGCUAUUCUCAUGCUGUUACUCAUGCGCCACUCAUGCAUCGUGAAAGACGUAAAUAUCUCCGCACUGCCAUGAAAGAAUUGGCUCUCAUUUUGACUGACCAACCAGGGCUUUUGGGUCCCAAAGCUCUCUUUGUGUUCAUGGGUCUAAGCUUUUCGAGAGAUGAGGUAUUGUGGCUACUACGUCACCAUGAGAACCCACCGCUGCAUAAAGUUAAAGGCAAAACAGCAGAUGAUUUAGUUGAUCGUCAGUUGCCAGAACUACUUUUUCAUAUGGAGGAAAUACGAGCACUGAUCAAGAAGUAUUCACAGGUGCUGCAACGAUAUUACACACAGUACCUUUGUGGGUAUGAUGCCAUUGCCCUUAAUCAGUUGAUACAAGAACUGCAAAACCUACCAGAGGAAGAAUCAAUCAUUUUAUCAUCAAUGUGCAAUGAAAUUGGAAAUUUAUCAGUCAAACAAGUAGAGGAAGGUACAUCAUUUGACUUUCGUGGCAUCCGUCUCGAUUGGUUUCGGCUUCAAGCAUAUGCAACAGCUAACCGUGCUGGGUUGAAUCUCAAGAAUAAUCGAGAAUUGGCAGCCCUUAUUAAUCAAAUUGUCUUCCACACAAAGAUGGUUGAUUAUUUAGAUGAAAUGUUGAUAGAAACAUCAGAUCUCUCUAUUUUCUGCUUUUUCAGCAAACAGUUUGAAGAAAACUUCCACAUGUGUUUAGAAUUUCCUGGCCAGAACCGCUAUAUCAUCUGCUUCCCAUUAAUAUGUUCACACAUGCAAGCAUGUACACAUGAAAUCUGUCCAGAGGAGCGUUACCAUAUACGAGAGCGAAGCUUGUCAGUUGUCAACAUGUUUUUAGAAGAAAUGGCUAAAGAAGCAAAAAAUAUUAUUACUACCAUCUGUGAUGAGCAGUGCAUUCUCUCUGACAAGCUUCUUCCAAAGCAUACAGUUCCACUUCUAAUCCAUAAAAAGAAAGAGAAGAAAAAGAAAAAAGAAGAUACAACAGAAGGAAGACCAGGAUAUGAAAGCCACAGGAAAACGCGGGAGGAGCUGACCACAAUGGAUAAGCUUCACAUGGCUCUAACUGAACUCUGCUUUGCUAUAAAUUACUGCAGUCAAAUUCAGGUUUGGGAAUAUACUUUUGCUCCUCGUGAAUACCUUUAUCAGCAUCUGGAGCAAAGGUUUACACGAGCCUUAGUUGGGAUGGUUAUGUACAAUCCUGAUACUAAUGAGAUUGCUAAGCCUUCAGAAUUGGUAGCAAGUGUCAAAACAUAUAUGAGUGUUCUGCAGACAGUUGAAUAUUAUGUACACAUCGACAUCACUCGAGUGUUCAACAACGUCCUCCUUCAGCAAACUCAGCUUCAAGACAGCCAUGGAGAGAAGACAAUCACUGCACACUACAACUCAUGGUACUCGGAAAUUCUCCUACGUCGUGUCAGUGCAGGACAUAUUGUUUUCUCUAACAAUCAGCGUGCUUUUGUGUCCCUGACUGCUGAGGGAGCCCAACCCUUUGCUGCAGAAGAAUUCUCUGACAUAAAUGAACUUCGAGCGCUAGCAGAGCUUAUUGGUCCAUAUGGCAUGAAAGCACUGAAUGAAAACUUAAUGUGGCAUAUUGCCAACCAAGUGCAGGAAUUGAAGAAACUGGUAAUUCUGAAUAAAGAUGUCUUGCUUUCUAUGAGAACCAAUUUUGACAAACCUGACCAAAUGAAGGAAUUAUUCAAGAAGUUGCAACAGGUGGACAGUGUCUUGUCGCGCAUGCAGAUAAUUGGCGUUAUUUUAUGUUUCCGACAGUUGGCCCAGGAGGCACUUGCUGAUGUGCUCGACAAUCGCAUUCCUUAUUUAAUGUCAUCUAUAGCUGAUUUUAAGCACCAUAUCCCAAAUGGAGAUACCAUGAUUGAGAACAUUAAGCUGCAGCUUGUGAAUGAAAUGUCAUCAGCUGCUGGUCAUCCUUGUGACGUGGACCCAGCAUUAGUCAAUGUAUUACGAUCCCACAAAAGUGAGGUGCCAGAUGAAGAAUUUGUCAUCACAUGUUUGUUAAUGGUGUUUGUUGCUGUGUCCAUUCCAAAAUUAGCUCGUAUGGAUAGUACAGUGUACAAAACAGCAUAUGCUGCUCAUGCAAACAAUUCACAUUGCUUAGCUCAGGCUGUUAACACAUUGUUUGCAGCACUCUUCACAUAUUGUGGACGGGGUCAAGAUAUUGAAGAAAGAUUAAAGGAGUUUUUGGCGCUUGCAUCAUCAAGUCUUCUCCGCUUGGGUCGUGAAAAUGAUAAAGAUGUGAUUAAAAAUCGAGAUGCUACUUAUAUCUUGCUACACCAAAUUGUGGUACAAUCUCCAUUCCUGACAAUGGACCUUUUGGAGGCAUGUUUUCCUUAUGCCCUCAUUCGUAAUGCCUAUCAUACUGUACAUAAAGCUGAACAUUGAACCUAACCCUACUCACCUGAAACAUCAUAUAUGGCUUGAGUUAAUGGUCACUUCUUUAGUCAUAUAAUACACAGUAUAUAUGCAGAUUUUUUGAUUACUAGAAUGCUCAAUAAAUAUUGAGUAGAUUUGUUUUGAGAACUGAGGUUUAGAAACAUUCCUUUAUCAGAAUUCUAGUACAGAAUUAAAUUGGAUUAUCAAUAUGCAUCAUUUUUUUUCAUUUGUACCUGCACAAUCUGUUAAUAAAUUGAUCUUGUAUAUUGAAUGUAGUCAUUAUUAUCUAAAUACCUGUAUCAUAGUUACAGUAGUAGCUGUUUAUAAUAUUUUUACAUGGUUCCUAUCCAACUGUGUGUGUGUGUGUGUGUGUGUGUGUGUGUGUGUGUGUGUGUGUGUGUGUGUGUGUGUGUGUGUGUGUGUGUGUGUGUGUGUGUGUGUGUGUGCACAUCCUUGCUUGCAUCUGUCUGUCUGUGUCUGUUGGUCUGUAUGUGUGUCUGUGUCUGUCUGUUGGUCUGUGUCUUUGUCUGUCUCUCUCUCUUGGUGCACAUGCACUGUAGUAGUGCUGUAGUAUCUGCAUGCCUCUGGCAAAACAGUAAUGAAACGAAUGAUGGUGAAAGUGUUUCUCUUUUGGGUUACUCUUCCCCGGUGGGAGACAGCCAGUGUUAAAAUAUAAACAAACAGAUGUGUGUGUAUGUGUAAUUUCUUUUUUUUAAACACACUGGCUGUCUCCCACCAAGGUAGGGUAACCUGAAAAAGAUACACUUUCACCAUCAUUCAUCCCAUCAUUGUCUUGCCAGAGGCACACCAAUGCUAUAGUUCAGAUACCCCUCCAAACUGCAAAUAUUCUCACCUUUCGAAUGCAGGAACUGUACUAUAUCCUUCCCCCCCCACACACACACAUGCAUAUAUUUGUAUGAUUAACUGUUCCAAGGUAACUGAAUUCUGCCAAAGAUAUUGGCAAUACAUUUCCCCAACUUUGUUUUGUAUGAUUGUGAAUACAUAAAUUUUUACUUUCAUGUUGUACAUAUGGAUGCAUAUGUAGACUACAUAUGCUUUCUAAGUGCCAUUCUCCAAGAAAUGUCUUAUUCUUCAGAGCAUAAAACCUUCAUUUCAAACAUUUUCAUGUCCCAACCUUGAUGACUGUUCAUCCUCCUCUCUGAUGGUUCGCACCUUUAAUGCAAACUUUUAUGAUUCCUUAAUUGAUAUUGAUUUACUACAUUAACUGUUACCACCCAGUUUUUUGCUCCUGAUGAUGAUCUUCCCUUAAUGCAUUUAUGUCUACUUCUACUAUCUCUCUAAGACACAACUUAUAAGGAAAGCUUUGUAGCUUCCUUCCUCAUAGGGCUGCCAUCAGUUUUGCUCUUGCUGUGCAGUGCUAAGUAACUCCCAAGUUUAGCACUUUUCAUGAAUAUAAUAAUAAUUCCCUGCAGGGAUAUACUAAACAUCUCUUGAGGAAAAUGCACAAUAUUUUUUUCCUUGAAUAUGAAAGAGUAACUGGAAAGUACAUGUACUGUAUAAGUGGAGGAAUAUUUAUAGUAUGUAUACUGAAGACUGAAUUACACUUAGAGUGAAAUUUUCACAAGAUGAAAUAACUCAUCAUUGAAUUGAGCAUUCUAAUACUGUUCAUUAUUUGUAUAUAGUAGCACUAUGUGAGAAUUAAUUUUUAAGUUGAGAGCAGAAUAUUCUUAUUGUAAAUUUGAGACAAUAUUCUUUGUAUAGAAAGCAUAGUUAUUAUUUGUGUAUUGAAAUUGUAACUGAUUAAUAGAAACUUUGAAAUAUAUUCAGUGUGAUUACAUUGGCUUUAAGUUUAUUGCAGGACUCUCAGUUGAGCCCACUUAUCCAAUGCUUGUUUUGGUCUUUACUUGAAGGAAAACAUUUGAACAUAUUGGUUUCUAGCUGGUUAUAAUAAGUACAGUAGUUUUUAAUGAACACACAUGUAACUUGUUUUGCCUUUCAUGUAUUCUUCUUUUACUGACAAACUUUUGUAUAUGUUGGGUCAUUAUUUUUAGAUGCAGUUUAUUUUAAUUUUACAGAAAAUUUAUUUGUUUAUGAAUAAAGUAUAUCACUGUAUUCUCAGAAGGCAUUUCUUUUACAGCAUGAAAAAAAAAAUUUAAGUCUUUCCCAAAAUAUGCCCGUGUUUCCAUUUUUAAAUGAAUUACCAUCCAUAUAGUGGCUGGCAUGGGACAAGUAAUAUGAAGGUAAAAACAAUUUUCAUACAGUAUAUUCCUAAAUGCAGUAACAACAUUAAAGUCUUUUAAGUAUAUCCAGUGAUAAUACUUUUUUAAAUUCAUAAAAAUUUUGUCAACAAAUUUGGUUUGAUUAGCUUUCACAAAAAAUCUAACCUUUAAAAAAAUGUGACAAUAGAAGUUACUAAAUGAAAUAUUAUAUCGUAAUUAUUAAAUAUUAUUUUAUAGGAUUUCAGUGAAAAGAUCAAAAGUUUAAAUUCUGCAAGAUGGUUUUUGAAUCAUCAGCCUAGCUUUAAGUGUACUGGAUAUGUACAGUAAGGUCUUAUUUGGGACACUGCUAUUCAGAAUUCUUCCAAAUUCAAAAAAUUUGGAAUGAUCUCUGAAAUUGUGAGCUUUCCAAAUAAAAAAAUUUGUAAAAUUCAAAUUUGGAUUUUCUUUGUCAGUCUGAAUAGAAGAGACAAGUCCACUUUCUAUUAUGGUAUUUUGAAUUUUAUAUAACUAGGAGAUGAUUGGGCACAAAUUAUUUUGAAUAAAGUGACUACUGCAUU
Messenger RNA from Cherax quadricarinatus, 6166 nucleotides. It is a transcript of the gene Hem, whose product is annotated as Nck associated protein 1 Hem. The record is from RefSeq and is a predicted model, not a curated record. Gene Ontology annotation, cellular component: SCAR complex. Gene Ontology annotation, biological process: cell morphogenesis; cell projection assembly; cell migration. NCBI's taxonomy places the organism in Eukaryota, Metazoa, Arthropoda, Malacostraca, Decapoda, Parastacidae.